UGAACGUCAUUCGGUGGCGCGCUGUGAGUGUCCACCUUGUUGGUAGUUGUUGGUAGUCUUAAAAUGCUAUCUUCUUCCUGACUUGAAGCUGGUUAUAAUUGAUUAAAACGUGCCAGAUAGCAGUAAAAUGUGGAUACUGACACCCUUGCAGCCUGGAGGUGAGACCCACUAUCUCCUUGCCAGGAAAGAGUAUGUGGUGGGACGCAAGAACUGUGACAUCCUUCUUACCAAUGACCAGUCCAUCAGCAGGGCUCACGCUCACCUCACUGCUACUGACCAGACCCUGACUUUGAAAGACACCUCCAAGUAUGGCACCUUUGUCAACGGUCAGCGAGUGGCGGAGAACACAAUAGUAAACUUGCAGUCAGGGGACAAUGUAACAUUUGGGGCAUUUUACAGCAAAUUCAGUGUGGACUAUCAGAAGCCAGUGGUGUGUUCGUCAUGUGUGGACAACGAUGGCAAGGCAACACUCUCUCAGGCCCUGCUGGCUUUGGGUGGAAAGCUGGUCAACACAUGGACUCAGGACUGCACCCACCUGGCUAUGCCUACUGUUAAAGUCACCAUCAAGACUAUUUCUGCUCUGCUGUGCUGCCGUCCCAUCGUGAAGCCAGAGUACUUCUCAGAGCUCAACAACGCAAUUCAGCAAAAAUUGCCACCUCCUAAACCUGAGAGAUUCAUCCCUGAGAUCGAUGAGCCCAGCUUGAGUAAGGAGGACGUUAACCUUGGAGUGGUUGCGGUUCGCAAACAGCUUUUCAUUGAAAAGACCUUCAUAUUCCUCAGUGCCAAACAGCUGAAGCGUCUGAGUACAGCAUUGAGUUUUGGAAGAGGCAAAAGCCAGCUGCUUGAGGAGGGCUCGCUGCCCCGGGACCUGCUGGAGUCUCCACGGAGCUGUGUGGUCGAUGUUUCAACAGGCAGCUCCCAAGCUCUGCUUUCUUCCUCUACCACAGAGUGGGCAAACUCUGUGAAGAACAUUGUUCAAAGAAAAGGCCUUCGAGUCAUAACAGAGUCUGAAAUUGGUUUGGCUGCCAUCUACGCUUCCUGUGACAAAUACUGCAAUCCAUCCAGUCAAAUGCCAGACUCAGAGGCAGUACCAAAAGUGAAACCCAGAAUCCCAAGUGCUUCGCUGUCACAGAACGUGGCGGUGGAUGAGACUGUGUUACCUGCCCCAUCUCAAAACAUCACUGCAUAUGCAGUGAACACAGAGCCAUCAGAAAGGUCAGAGCUGUGUGAGGUGACAGGGUUCACAUUAGUAGGAGAAACUCCUGAGAAGAAGCAAAUCGGUAACAAAAGUCAGCAUCGUGGAUCCAAAGUCACCGCUGAGAAGAGGUCCACUCAGUGCAUCGUGGCCGAUACAAUGAGCUCAUCGUUCAACACCGCUAAUAGCACAAACUCACAGAGGAAGAAGCCCGAGUCCAAACUGACAGUUUCAGGUGAAGGGAGUAGUGAUAUUAGAUCCCAGCCACCCACUUGUAGGACCAAUGGUGGUGUGAAGACAUUCUUUCAGAGGCAGUCUCCUCAGAAACCAAGACUCCCUGCACAAACUUCCCCACAGAAACAAUCAACUCUGACCACUUUCUUUCAGCCAGUCAACAAGAAAAGGCCUUUGGACGAUGAGUUCUCCACCACUAUGUCAGAGCCAAAGCGGCCUGUACUGGCAUCAUCCAUCAGCAGGAUACAGUCACCAGGCACCUCAGUCGCAUCUAAAGAAACAUACUCACGUUCUAACAGACUCGCUGCAGCCACAUCCCAGACUCCAGCGGGAUCAGGAGUAGAUCUGUUCACAGGACGGUCAGAGGCUCCGCUACAUGGGGUCUCCCACACUGUGCAGGAGGAGCCACAGAGUAGAAAGAGGAAAGAGAUGGAAGAAGAGAUACAGUUAGCAGAACUGGAGUCUAUUAUGUCUGAAGAUAUGGAUUUCUUUGAUGAGCAACCCUCAAGCAAACAAGGCAAGCAAGUACAGUUAACGAAAAGUUCAACUGAGCAGAAACAAGGUUUAAAUACGGUGGAGCCUUCGUCUUCAAGCAAGAGGCAACGCCUCCAUGUAGAAGACCGUGAAACCAACCAAAGGCUACUGGUGGGCCUGGAAAAAGAAACAGGUUCCCAGAAGAACAACGGCCAAAAAUCUGAACAGCAUAUUAUCUCCAUCAAGACAGAGCAGCUUGAUCCCUCAGAAUACAUGACAACUAAUCAUGAGUCCAGCAAACCUCCACAUAUGUCAUCUGCCAGCACAAGUAAAAAAAACAUACUGCCUUUUGAAGAUGAUGAUGCGUCUUUCAUUGAGGACUUAGAUCUACUCAAGGCAGAUAUUUGCGAGCCUGAGGAAGAGACUAAGACCCCACUGAAACCAGUUGUGAUCAAACAAGAGGUCCAAGAGUCCAAGAUUGAUGAAGACCUUCCUAAGAAGUUGGUGUUAGUGGAAUUUCGGUCUCUCACUGUGACCGCACCUCCCAAAACCAAACCAAAGCAGAUGCCAGGCAACGGCUACGCAAAGAACUACAAAUGUUUCCGCAAGAGCCGAGUGCCGGGUGCAGAGGGCUCACCCCACUUCAUUGGAGGGUCUGAUCUGCUGGUUCACAACAAGGGCAAGAACUCUGAUAUGGAUGAAUGGCUGAAAGAUGCAGCUGAGGAGGAGCGACAGAGCAGACGGGACGAGACUGUAGGAGAUGACCUCUUCAGGUACAACCCCACCAAACUAACCAAGAGAAGAUGAAAUGCCUUCAUCUUGAAGUCCUCCAGUGGGAAUUCAUUGCAGAGACACAGGAAAUAUGUCAAACCCCAUCAACCCAAUAUGAGAAGGACUCCAGAAUUAACUUCAUAUAUAAUCUGAAUCAAUAUUUUAACUAUAAUGUUGAGAGAUAAAACAUAAAGUUAAUGCUUCAUAUCCGCUAAAAUAAUCAGAAAUGUUUCUGAAUGUCAGUUUUCUGUUCUUCCUGUUCUAUCUAAGAAUAUCUUUAUAUAACUGAUUAAACUACUGACAGCAAGCAAUGUAACAAAACAGUCUCAUGUUCAGAGAUUUUUCUCAGUUUUUAUUUGUCAAUAAUAAAAAAUACGGCAUACAAAACAUUAAAAACUCUUCAAUUGUACAAGAGAGCAUUAAAGCUCUACAUGCUGAAAGCAGCUUCUCCUUUGUUUUGAAGUUAAGACCAAAUGUGUUCCCUGGUUUUAGCUGAACUAGAAACUUGAGGUGGAUUCAAGUGUUACAGUGUCUUAAAACGAUCUCCGAUGAGCCAACCCUUCAGGCACUUUUACAGAUCUGAAACUGUUCAGAUAAGUAGUCGUCAUGCCAAACAUCUGUUGGCCUGUCUGUGUAGAUAGUUGAAAUCCACAUGUCCCUUCAUAUUCACAACAAGUGCUAUGUACAAGUUGAGUGUUAACUCAGCGUUAAGCAUAAAUUGUGCAGUAAUAAAAGUCAUGAGCAGCAGAGUGGCCAAAAGACAUUUGGAGACUGGCCUUGAAACACAGUUGCUUCCUCUAAAUUUCAACAGGAUUAUUUUUGCUUACUACUUAACUACGUACUUGCAAGUUGCUUUCUUGGAUGGGCACCAAAUAAACCUGUCAGUGCUUUAUUAAGCAACCAGAUUUUCUCUCUGAGUUGGUAGCAGUGGAGAGGUGUGUCCAACCUGAAAGUAACAAGGUCAUGUUUUUAAUCUUUCCUUUAAGUAAAUUCAAAAUAAUAAGAGUUAAUGCCACUUUUGAGUCGCUCAGUCUCCUCUGCAGUCCUGUUUUUAACGUACUGGUUAAAACUCUUAUCACGUCCGUCCUUAUAGCACUUUUCUUUCUUCUGCUCAAAGCAGCUGCUGCUAGGCAGUCGCUCAUGCCUACAUGCAUAUAUUUAAUGUUUAUAUCAAAACAAUAUUCAAAAGUCAGUGAAAAAAAGCAUCAAGGAAUAAAUCUUUGAUUGAAAAUCAGUAUUUAACACAAGUAACGAGAUUUCCAUUAGUUAACUCUUAUAUGAUUACCAAAACUUAAACAGUAAUGUGUUAAACUACCUUGUUAGUGGAAAAAGCAAUGUGACUACAUACAUUAUUUAGUAAUGUUUCACCACUAACACUGACUCUGUCUACUAUAUUGUAUGAAGGGGGCAAAAGAAGAAUUUCCCUACACAACGAUCAAAGUGUCACAUCACAAUAAACAAACCUUGAGCUGUGCUUGAGUGGCACACAAAAAAAAGAUUCAUAUGGCAACACACUCUUGCAGACUGUUUAAAUGACUGAAAGGAAGAAAUCUGUAGCAGAAAUUUUAAAUAUAUUGCUACUGUCACUGCUCAUAACCUCUCUAAACUGUUAUUUGGCACUUAACAAAACAGUAGUCCUUUACAGUAAAGGUGAAAAAAAAAUGGUAGAAGAAUUUAUAGAUACACACAUACAGCGUGGGGUGAUAUGGAAAUAAAAAUAGUUCAACAAGUCAGCAUGAAUUGGAAAAUUACCUGUGAGCUUGCCUUGUUGGUGUGUCUCAAACAGUUAUGGAAGAAAUCUGACUUGGUAAUUGCUUUGUAGAGUAAUAUAAACAAAGUUGCGUAUAAUGUUUCACAUUAUUAAGAAAAAUCAAUUAUAUGACUCCAAUCACAGAUGUUCAGCAACAGAAACUGAUAUAUUAAUCCAGUUUUGCACAUAGGUCAUAUGAAUAUGUUCAAGAUGGAGUUUAGAUGUUAGUCUUCAAAGGCAUAGCCAAAAAA
Messenger RNA from Seriola aureovittata, 4675 nucleotides. RefSeq names its product nibrin (gene nbn). Gene Ontology annotation, biological process: double-strand break repair via homologous recombination; telomere maintenance; mitotic G2 DNA damage checkpoint signaling. Lineage: Eukaryota; Metazoa; Chordata; Actinopteri; Carangiformes; Carangidae. Bases 128 to 2710 code for a protein of 860 amino acids. Gene Ontology annotation, cellular component: Mre11 complex; nucleus. Gene Ontology annotation, molecular function: protein binding; damaged DNA binding. The transcript is spliced from 17 exons. The record is from RefSeq and is a predicted model, not a curated record.